This is a messenger RNA of Spodoptera exigua (beet armyworm), 2084 nucleotides long. The record is from the annotation of a GenBank genome assembly. Lineage: Eukaryota; Metazoa; Arthropoda; Insecta; Lepidoptera; Noctuidae.
UUUUUGAUGGAAUAAAUACUAGCGUUAGGCCAUUAAGGAUUUUAGUUGGACUAUGAGUGCUUUGUAGAUAUAUAUUCUGUGUUUCGAAUCAGUUAAAGCUUAGUGGGAGCCAUGGCGAAGCUGUGUCUUAUGACCAUAUUGGUCAUAUUAUUAGUGCAACUCUUCUCAUUUAACCGCGCGUAUCUUUCGCCAGAUGACGCUGCUAUAGCUCAUACAUACACGCCAGCAUGGAGGUACAGAUGUGUACCAGAUGAGGGUUGUGAGAGGACGACGCACCCUCAACCAGGUUUUGAGACCAGCACCAGGAACCACAGCGCCAUGGUGUUUCCCAGUAUGGAUGCUUGCCGGACCGUCUGUGGCAGGUUUGGCGGGCUCUGGCCUCGCCCCGUGACCGCCGCCAUUGGCAUUCAAACUGUCAAAAUUCAUCCGAAUUAUUUAAGAUUCGAUCUGCAAAAUGUUCCCGCGCCAGUUCUCUCGCUCAUGGUGGAUAUGACCAAGUUGGUUGGUCCCAACAUGCUGGCGGAGUGCGAUGGCACUGUCACUGAAAUGGUUGAAACGCCUGUGGUCGUCUACUUGACCGUCAGGAGCGCUAACAAGUCUCUAACCCUGGACACCAACGAGGAAUACAUGCUAGAUGUCCAGAAUAAUAAUAAAGAGGGGCAGAUAUCAGUUCGCAUAACUGCCGAAACAGUGUACGGAGCCCGCCAUGCAUUGGAGACGUUUACACAGUUGGUGGCGUCCAGUAAACCUGACUUCUCCGACGACCAGACAUGCAGCCUCCUACUCGUCUCCGGCGCAAAAGUUCGCGAUCGUCCCGCAUAUCGUUACAGAGGACUUUUGAUUGACAGUAGUAGACAUUUUAUACCUAUGGAAAAUUUGAAGAAGACCAUUGAUGGAAUGGCCGCUAAUAAAAUGAACGUGUUCCACUGGCACGUUACUGACUCCCACAGUUUUCCUCUUGAGUCCACCAGAGUGCCACAGUUUACCAGAUAUGGAGCUUACUCAGCGGAGGAAAUUUAUUCGGCCGAGGAGGUUCGGGAGCUCAUCCAGUAUGCUCAAGUGCGCGGUGUUCGCGUCGUCAUCGAAAUCGACUCGCCUGCACACGCUGGAAACGGCUGGCAGUGGGGACCUGAGUAUGGUUUGGGUCAUCUCGCAGUUUGCGUAAACCAAUGGCCAUGGCGGGGGAUUUGCGUGGAGCCUCCUUGUGGACAGUUGAAUCCUGCCAACCCUCAAGUGUACCGCGUGCUGGCAGACCUGUACCGGGACAUUGCUGAUGCUUUACCAGCCCCUGCAUUACUACACGUAGGGGGAGAUGAGGUUUACAUUCAAUGCUGGAAUCAGACGGAAGAGAUCAUCGAUUAUAUGAAAAUGAAGAACUAUGAUCCAACAACGAAUGGUUUCCUGAAGCUAUGGUCGGAGUUCCAUGAGAAGGCCUUGGCUGCUUGGGACGAGGUCAUGCAGGCAGUGCAAACACCGAAGCAACCCGUCAUGAUCUGGUCUUCAGACCUCACACAGCCACAAUGGAUCAACACCCAUCUGAGCAAAGAAAGGUACAUCAUUGAAGUGUGGGAGCCAGUAAACAGUCAAUUGCUUCACAAACUGCUGGGGAUGGGAUACAAAACUGUGUCAGUGCCUAAAGACAUUUGGUACUUAGACCAUGGUUUCUGGGGCAUUACCAAGUAUAGCAAUUGGAGGAAGAUGUAUGCCCAUGUCUUGCCCAGGGAUGACAACAUGCUGGGAGGAGAGGUCGCUAUGUGGACCGAAUAUUUGGAUGAACAGGCCCUAGACACGCGCAUAUGGCCUCGCGCGGCGGCGGUAGCGGAGCGCCUUUGGUCGGAUCCCACGUCCGACGUGCUCGCAGCGGAAAUGCGAAUGCAGAGACAACGGGCGCGGCUCAUCAAGCGCGGCCUGCGAGCUGACGCCAUUUCACCUGCCUGGUGCUCUCAACAUGACUCCAGGUGCUUCUGAUCUCCUGCUUCUGACCCACACCCUUACCUCAGACACCAGUGAACCUAGCCUGGCAUUUUUCGGCGCUAACGUUAGCCACACGUUGUACAGGCCAGGCACGGAACGGCAACAGCGCG